AUGAAUCAUUUUACUAAACGAAAAUACCCUGAAGUAAGAGAGCCAUAUCACUGUGAUAUCUGUGGUAAUUCAUUCACUGAAGAAAGAGUCUUAGCUAAACACAAUAGUGACUUGAUUAAACACAAACGUAUUCAUACAGGAGAUAUUAAACACAAAUGUAGUCAUACACGUGAGGAGCCGUAUCAUUGUAAUAUUUGUGAUAAAUCAUUCUCUUCAAAUAGCUAUUUGAUUAGUCACACGCGUAUUCAUACUGAAGAAAACUCAUAUCUGUGUGAUAUUUGUGGUAAAUCAUUUUCUCACAACAAGACUUUAAAUAAUCACAGACGUAUCCAUACAGGUGAAAGACCAUAUCAUUGCGACAUCUGUGGUGAGUCAUUCUCUCAAAAAGGCCACUUAAGUACACAUGUGAAUAUUCAUACAAAAGUGUAA
Messenger RNA from Octopus sinensis (East Asian common octopus), 429 nucleotides. Its product is annotated as zinc finger protein 271-like. Gene Ontology annotation, biological process: regulation of transcription by RNA polymerase II. Bases 1 to 429 code for a protein of 142 amino acids. Lineage: Eukaryota; Metazoa; Mollusca; Cephalopoda; Octopoda; Octopodidae. The record is from RefSeq and is a predicted model, not a curated record. Gene Ontology annotation, molecular function: DNA-binding transcription factor activity, RNA polymerase II-specific; RNA polymerase II cis-regulatory region sequence-specific DNA binding. The transcript is spliced from 2 exons.